Molecule: messenger RNA, 2514 nt
Organism: Radiomyces spectabilis
Lineage: Eukaryota; Fungi; Mucoromycota; Mucoromycetes; Mucorales; Radiomycetaceae
Exons: 4
Coding region: 228-2372 (714 amino acids)
Cellular component (GO): SBF transcription complex; MBF transcription complex
Molecular function (GO): transcription regulator activity; protein binding; DNA binding
Source: RefSeq, a predicted model, not a curated record
AACGCGAAUAACUUAUUUGUGCUCCCUCUUUUCUUCACUGACGUUUUCACCCUCUAUUUCGUCCUAUUGCGCCUUUUUAUAUAUUUUGUUUCUUGUACAAUAAGCUGAUCUCUUCUAACUGCUACAACAACACAGUCUAUUUCUCUAAAAACGAAAAAUCGUUCCAAUUAAUUUUCCCUUGUGAACUCCAUUUUUCGACAAAUCCGUAAUUUGAAAAACGUCUUCAAAUGCAAGGCAUCUAUUCCGCCAUUUACUCAGGUGUGCCUGUGUAUGAAAUGACAGCCAAUGGUAUAGCCGUGAUGCGGAGAAGCGAGGAUGCGUAUCUGAAUGCAACGCAGAUCCUCAAGGUGGCAGGCAUCGAGAAGGGCAAGCGAACCAAGAUCUUGGAACGAGAAGUGCUCACGGGCGAACACGAAAAAGUGCAAGGUGGUUACGGCAAAUAUCAAGGCACUUGGAUUCCUCUGAAUAAAGGAAAGGAACUCGCCAAACGAUAUCAGGUGUCGGACAUCUUGGCACCGUUGUUGGAAUAUAAUCCACCGCGGCCCAACAGUAAUCAGCAAGACGAAAUACCCACAAAAGAGGAAGUCAUUGCUGCGCUACGUAAACACCACAGUCGAGAAAACUUGCUCAUUUCAUCUUCGCAGCCACCAUCCACCUCCUCGUCGCCUUAUGCUCCAUCCACGUCACGCUCCGUGUCUUAUCAACAACAUAAAUCACCAUUGACGCCGUCUGUUGCUGCGCCAAUUCAAUCAUCCUCCUCCUAUUCGCAACAAAAACAUCCUUCCUCUUUGGUAGCGGAAGAAAAUCAGCUCAAACGCAAGAAAAUGCGAGUGGAACCCACCCUUGAUUACAUUGAAAACAAUUCGCUCAACGAUGCCCAUCGCGACAUUCUCAUCACCAUUUACAAGGCAGACGACCCUGAUCGAGUGGCCGCGUACUUGCAAGAUAUCAAGCGGAAUCCUGGCGCGACCGCCGAUACCAUUCUCGAUAAACAAGGCAACACGGCGCUUCAUUGGGCAGCGGCUUUAGGCCGAUUCCAUACUGUGGAGCGAUUAAUUUCCAUGGGUGCCAAUAUAUGUCAGCUGAACAAUGCGAACGAGACGGCCUUGAUCCGAGCAUCAAUGACAACGCACUGUUACAAUAACAACUGUUUCGAUAAAAUCUUGGAUCGACUGUAUCAAUCGAUGCAAUUGGUGGACAAGAGACGAAGGACCAUCCUACAUCAUAUUGCGCUCACGGCCGGUAUCGAAGGACGCAGCGUUGCAGCCAUGGUAUACAUGCAAGAGGUUCUCCGUUACAUGGAUAUUCAUCGACCAAUGAUCUCUCUAUUGGAUCUACAAGACGAUGCUGGCGAUACAGCGCUUAAUAUUGCUGCGCGAUUGGAACGUUGGAAUAUUGUUGAUAUGCUUCUGCAGGCAGGUGCAACCGAUGAAGUCGAGAAUAAUAUUGGAUUAAAAUCCAAAGACUAUGAAAAGGGCGCUUCACUGGAGAAGCGAGACUCCAUUGACAGUGGAGGUGGGGAUGAACGUCCAACUUACGAGCAAAGCCAUCAGACCAAACGUUCCUCGGGAUUGUCACAACGAGGACUUGAAAUUGUAUCCACUGUGCAAAAAAUAGUUGACGCUUUAGAUGAAGAGUAUGGUGGCCAAUUGACGACAAGAGAACAGGAACUACAGCAGACAGAAGACGAAAUUAAAAGCAUAUCGCAACAGCUCGAGCAAGCGAGAAAGCAGCUAGAGAAAAGACAAUCACAAUCACAGCAGUUGGCGGAAGUGGAACAGAAAAUUCGCAAUCUCCACCUAGCGCUACAAAGUGGAUUGAAACAUCUGGAAGAACUUAAACAGAAUUCCAGCCAAGACUCCAACCAAGAGCUCACGUUUGAAAAGAUUGAUGCGAUCGAUCCGGAAGAGAAUAUCGAUGCCGUGUUUGCACUACCGGAUAUGGUGAACCGCGCGGCGAUGGAGUCAUUGUCGGCGACGCAGUUACACCAGAUGGCGCAAAAGUUGCGAGCCCGAGUAACGGCUUAUGAACGCAAUGGUCAAGAUCUGCAAACCGAAGCGGAUCGUUUGCGAGCGCAAUCGGCAGAAAAGGAACUCCAGUGCAAGAAACUGAUUGCCGCCUGCUGCAAUCUUCCUAUUGACAAAAUUGAUGAGCUCGUGGAACCACUAACACUGGCUAUUGAGAGCGAUCCGCCUGAUUUGGAUCUCGCUCGAGUGAUUGGGUUUAUGGAGAAAAUUCGACGUCAGGGUGCUUUUACGGACACCGCGUCUGAGCCUGGCAGCACGGCUCGAUCUGGUAAUACCACUAUUUAUGGCCAUUCCGAUUACGGCAAUUCUUCCCAGACUGGCAACCUUUCUAGAGUAGGAUAUUGAUCUCAUUAUUCUUGUUCUUACAUUCUCAUCAUUUGUAUACAGUUUCAGUCACAAGAAAUCUAGCGCUUCUCCCCAAAGAAUUGUUUGACGGCAGUUAAUAUAACACAUUAUAAAAAUAAAUAUGACGUCGAUUGAGGGAGCU